CAAAAAACUACCACUGGGCGGCGCCUAAUACUGUGGAUGUGCGCCGGCCGAACGGAGCGCGAAGACGCCGGACUAUUUAAACUUGGUGUGCAUGUCAUUAGCACUAAGGAACAGGCUCAGCUGCAGAUUCUGCUCUUGUGCCUAAUCGGGAAACGGAUUUAUCUCCCUGUCACACAUCUUGAUACAUCGGACUAACCAUCCGUUGUUUUUUCCUUUGUUGCUUGAUUUUAAAAUCUAAGCCAACAUGCCGAAGGUAGGACCGCCCCCGGAUGCAGAGGAGCGCGACCCGACUCCCUUCCUGCGUCCCUCCCUGGAGAUGCAGCGUGAAGACCAGAACCGGCCCUUUGAUGGUAAGAAGAGCUGCUGGGUGCCGGAUGAGAAGGAGGGCUUCGUGCCGGCUGAGAUCAAAUCCACCAAGGGCGAGCAGGUCACCGUCACCCUCAACAAAGGAGAAGAGAAGACAUUCAAGAAAGAUCAAAUCCAACAGAUGAAUCCGCCCAAAUUCGAGAAAUGCGAGGACAUGUCCACCCUGACCUACCUGAACGACGCUAGUGUCCUGCACAACCUGCGUCAGCGCUACUACAAGGACUUCAUCUAUACUUAUUCGGGUCUGUUCUGCGUCGCCAUCAACCCGUACAAAUGGAUGCCCAUCUACAACAAGAAGGCCGUAUCCGUCUUCAAGGGCCGUCGUCGCAAUGAAGUGCCACCCCACGUCUUCGCCAUCUCCGAUAUGGCUUACAGCAACAUGUUGAUGGAUCGCGAGAACCAGUCCAUGUUGAUUACUGGAGAGUCAGGAGCCGGUAAGACAGAGAAUACCAAAAAGGUCAUCGGGUAUUUCGCUGAAGUAGCCGCGAGUGCUGCCGGUGCCGGAGAGAGAAUUAAGUUCGCCAGCGGCGGUACUCUGGAAGACCAAAUCGUCCAGGCUAACCCUGUACUGGAAGCCUUCGGUAACGCCAAGACCGUGCGUAACGAUAACUCGUCCCGAUUCGGUAAAUUCAUCCGUAUCCAUUUCGGUACGACCGGCAAACUGUCUGGUGCCGAUAUUGAAAGCUAUCUGCUGGAGAAGUCCCGUAUUGUGUACCAGCAGCCACUGGAACGAUCGUACCACAUCUUCUACCAGAUCAUGUCCGGUGGUGUGCCCGGCCUGAAGGAGAAACUGCUGCUGACGGAAGACAUCUCCACCUACUUCUACGUCGCGCAGGGCAAGACCACUGUGGACGGUAUGGAUGACGCUAAGGAAAUGAAGGAUACCGAUUAUGCCUUCAACGUUCUGGGCUUCGCGCAAGACGAAAAGGAACAGGUGUACUCGCUGGUGUCGGCUGUCAUGAACUUUGGUGGUAUGAAGUUCAAGCAGCGCCCGCGUGAGGAACAGGCCGAACCGGACGGUACGGAAUCCGCUGAGAAAGUCGGUCAUCUGUGCGGUAUCAGCCCGCAACAGCUGCUGAUCGCCAUCACCAAGCCCAAAGUCAAGGUCGGCACGGAAAUUGUCACCAAAGGUCAAAACAUGGGACAGUGCAUGAACGCCUGCUCCGCCUUGGCCAAGGCUCUGUUCAACCGUCUCUUUUUGUGGCUGGUCAUCCGUGUCAACACCACCCUGGAGACCAAACAGAAACGCCAGUUCUUCAUCGGUGUACUGGAUAUUGCCGGCUUCGAGAUUUUCGACUCCAACGGCUUCGAACAGAUCUGUAUCAACUUUACCAACGAGAAACUGCAGCAGUUCUUCAACCACCACAUGUUCGUGCUGGAGCAGGAAGAGUACAAGCGUGAAGGUAUUGAGUGGGAGUUUAUCGAUUUCGGUCUGGAUCUGCAGGCCUGUAUUGAGUUGAUCGAAAAGCCUUUGGGUAUCUUCUCCAUCCUUGAAGAAGAAUCUAUGUUCCCCAAAGCCACCGAUGAGACCUUCCGUGAGAAGCUCUACCAGAACCAUCUGGGCAAAUCGCCCAACUUCAGCAAGCCCAAGAUCGGCUCCAAGGGUGCUGAAGGUGCCCACUUCUCCAUUGCUCACUACGCCGGCACUGUGCCCUACAAUAUCAGCGGUUGGUUGGAGAAGAACAAGGAUCCCCUGAACGACAACGUCGUGGAUCUCUUCAAGAAAGCCGGCAACCCACUGUUGCCUAAGGUCUUCGCCGAUCCCACGGACGCCGCGGGUGAGGAGGCGGCGGCUUCCGGUAAGGGUGGUAAGGGUAAGAAGGGCUCGGCCUUCAUGACCGUGUCCGCCCUGUACCGUGAACAGCUGAGCAAACUGAUGGCCACCCUGAAGGCCACCCAUCCCCACUUUGUGCGCUGCAUCAUCCCUAAUGAAAUGAAACAGCCCGGUGUGGUGGACGCCCAUUUGGUCAUGCACCAGCUGACCUGUAACGGUGUGCUGGAGGGUAUCCGUAUCUGUCGUAAGGGAUUCCCCAACCGCAUGGUCUUCUCCGACUUCAAGCAGCGCUACACCAUCCUGGCUGCCAGUGUCAUCCCCAAGGGCUUCUCUGACGCCAAGGCCACCAGCCAGAAGAUCCUGGAGCACAUCCAGCUGGACCAGGCUGAGUACCGUCUGGGUAACACUAAGGUGUUCUUCAAGGCCGGUAUCCUGGGUCAUAUGGAGGAACUCCGUGAUGAGCGUCUGUCGGGUAUCUUGUCCCUGCUCCAAGCUCACAUUCGCACCUACUUGACGCGGUUAGGCUACCAGAAACUCAAGGAACAACGCAUUGCUUUGACCAUCCUGCAACGCAACAUCAAGAAGUUCCUGCAACUGCGCAACUGGGCCUGGUGGAAGCUGUACCAGAAGAUCAAGCCGCUCCUGAUGACCGCCAAGGUCGAGGACGAGCUUAAGGCCAAAGAUGAGGAGAUCAAGAAGCUCAAGGAAGAACACGAGAAGGAGGCCAAACUCCGCAAGGAGUACGAAGAGAAGAACGUGCAGCUACAAAAGGAGAAGAGCGAUAUGUUGAUCCGCCUGGAGACGGAAGCAUCCGGCUUGGGUGAGCUGGAGGAGAAGAACAACUCCCUCGUCAAGCAGAAGCAGGCGCUGGAAUCCCAGUUGAAGGAUGCCGAAGCGGCUUUGAACGACGCCGAAGGCAACACCAACCAGGUGCAGCAGGCCAAACGCAAACUCGAGCAGGACAUCCAGGGUCUGAAGAAGCAGCUGGAUGAGCUGGAGCUGACGCUGCAGAAGGCCGAACAGGAUAAGACCAGCAAGGACCACCAGAUCCGCAACCUCAACGACGAGAUGGCCCGCCAGGAUGAGCUGAUUGCCAAGCUCAACAAGGAGAAGAAACAUAUGGAGGAAGUUGGCAACAAGACCAGCGAAGACCUGCAAGCCGAGGAGAACAAGGUCAACCACCUCAACAAGGUGAAGGCCAAGUUGGAGCAGACCCUCGACGAACUGGAGGACAACCUGGAACGCGAGAAGCGUCUGCGCGGUGAAGUGGAGAAAUCCAAGCGUAAGCUGGAGCAAGAUCUCAAGGGAACCCAGGACAACGUUGCUGACCUCGAAAAGAGCAAGCGCGAGCUGGAACAGGCUUUGUCCAAGAAAGAUGUCGAGCUGAACAGCGUCAACGGCAAGCUCGAGGAUGAGCACGGUCUGGUCGCCAAACUUCAGCGCCAAAUCAAGGAACACCAAGCACGCUUGGGCGAGAUGGAAGAGGAGCUGGAGAGCGAACGCCAGGCUCGCCAGAAGGUUGAGAAGCAACGCCAGGAAUUGACCCGUGAGAUCGAAGAGAUGAGCGAGCGCAUGGAAGAGGGCACCGGCAUGAGCGCUGCCCAAAUCGAAAUGAACAAGAAGCGCGAAUCCGAAAUGGCCAAGCUCCGCCGCGAUCUCGAGGAAUCCAACAUCCAGCACGAGACCAUCGUCCAGUCGCUGCGCAAGAAGCAGGCUGAUGCCGUCGCCGAGCUCGGUGACCAGGUGGACCAACUGAACAAGAUCAAGGCCAAGCUGGAGAAGGAGAAGGCCCAGAUGAAACACGAACUGGACGACCUCCAAGGCAACGUUGACAAUGCCGUCAAGGGCAAGGCCAGCGCUGAGAAGCAAGCUAAGGCCUUGGAAGCCCAGGUGGCUGACCUCUCCGCUCGUCUGGAUGAGGCCACCCGCAACCUGAACGAGUUCGGCGGAUCCAAGAACCGUCUGUCCGGCGAGAACGCUGACCUCUCCCGUCAACUGGAGGAGGCCGAAGCCCAGAUCAGCCAACUGCAGAAACUGAAGACCAACCUGACUGCUCAGCUGGAGGAGGCUAAACGCUCCGCUGAGGAUGAGAGCCGUGAGAAGCAGGCCCUGUCCUCCAAAUUCCGCAACCUGGAGGCUGACUAUGAACACCUCCGUGAUAACGUGGAGGAGGAACAGGAAGGCCGUGCUGAACUGCAACGCCAGCUGGCCAAGGCCAACAGCGAGGCGCAACAGUGGCGUGCCAAGUAUGAAGGCGAGGGUCUGUCCCGCGCUGAGGAGUUGGAGGAGGCCAAACGAAAACUCCAAGCUAAACUCCAGGAAGCCGAGGAGGGCGUUGAGGCUGCCAACGGAAAGGUCAGCAGCUUAGAGAAGGUCAAGCAGCGCCUCCAAGGUGAAUUGGAAGAUCUGGCCAUUGAUGUAGAACGGGCCAACGCUAAUGCCAACUCCUUGGAAAAGAAACAGAAGGCUUUCGACAAGACCAUCGGCGAAUGGAAGCAGAAGAACGAUGACCUCGCUGCCGAACUGGACGCUUCUCAACGCGAAGCACGCAACUACAGCACCGAGCUGUUCAAGAUGAAGGCCGGCCAGGAAGAGAUGUCCGAGCAGGUAGAGGCUCUCCGUCGCGAGAACAAGAACCUCGCCGACGAGAUAAAGGACCUGACUGACCAGUUGGGUGAAGGUGGCCGCAGCGUACACGAACUCUCCAAAUCUCGCAAACGCUUGGAACUGGAGAAGGAAGAACUCCAAGCUGCCUUGGAAGAGGCCGAAGCCGCCCUGGAGAACGAAGAAGCCAAGGUCCUCCGUGCACAGCUGGAGGUCUCCCAGAUCCGCUCUGAGAUCGAUAAGCGUCUGCAGGAGAAGGAAGAGGAGUUCGAGACUACCCGCAAGAACCACCAACGCGCUCUGGACUCCAUGCAAGCCAGCCUGGAAGCUGAGGCCCGUGGCCGCGCUGAGGCACUGCGCAUGAAGAAGAAACUGGAGUCGGACAUCAACGAGCUGGAGAUCGCUCUCGACCACGCCAACAAGGCCAAUGCUGAGGCCCAGAAGAACGUCAAGAAAUAUCAACAGCAGAUUAAGGACCUCCAGACCCAGGUCGAGGAGGAACAACGCGCCCGUGAUGAUGCCCGUGAACAGAUGAACUCAGCUGAACGACGGGCCAACAUGCUGCAAGGAGAGGCCGAUGAACUCCGCAACACCUUGGAACAGGCUGAACGUCUCCGGAAGCAGGCUGAGAACGAGCUCAAUGAUGCCAAUGAACGGCUGGCAGAACUCACCGCCACCAACACCUCGCUCAGCGGUGCCAAGAGAAAACUGGAAGCCGAACUGGGUGGUUUACAUCACGACCUGGAUCAAAUGCUGGCUGAGGUCAAGGGAGCCGAAGAGAAAUCCAAGAAAGCCAUGGCCGAUGCCGCCCGCCUGGCCGAUGAGCUCCGACAGGAACAGGAGCACGCGAUGAACAUCGAGAAGAACCGCAAGGUCCUGGAAACCCAGGUCAAGGAACUGCAAGUCCGUCUGGACGAGGCCGAAGGUGCCGCCAUCAAGGGUGGUAAGCGCAUCAUCCAGAAACUGGAAGAACGCACCCGGGAGCUGGAAACCGAGCUGGACGCUGAACAACGCCGUCAUGCUGAGACCCAGAAGAACAUAAGGAAGCACGAACGCCGCAGCAAGGAACUGCAAUUCCAGGCUGAGGAAGACAAGAAAUCCUACCAGCGCAUGCAGGAUCUGGUGGAUAAACUGCAGGGCAAGAUCAAGACCUACAAACGCCAGAUCGAGGAGGCCGAAGAGCUGGCCGGUAUGAAUCUGGGCAAGUACCGCAAGCUCCAACACGAACUGGAGGAAUCCGAGGAGCGGGCCGAGAUCGCAGAACAGGCCCUGGGCAAACUCCGUGCCAAGAACCGCAGCGGUGCCUCCGCCGCACCCAGUGGACCAGCGCCCAAGGACGAGGAUCUGUUGCCUCUGCCUCGUCCUCAGUUUCUCACUACCUCAUCCAGAUCAACUCCCGUUCCAGGGACACCAUCAUUAAAACGGAAAUGAGCCAUGCGCGCUAACACUUGUUGUUCCGAGUUUUCGUUCGGUUGCAAGCUACGACGGUGACUUGAGUGGGGCCGCGUCAUCCUACCACACCACAAGUUAUCCGUCCCUGUCAUCAUCAUACUCACGCCACAUUAUCGGUCAUCCGUUCCCGUCACGUAGCCAGCAGGAUGACAUCUGAUGAUGUCUGCCCUCUCUUCGGUGCUCGAAACAACAUUGGUUUAUUUCCUUUUCUUCUUUUCCUCUUCUUUGCCGUAGUUGCUCUAGUUUCUGUCGCUUUAAUCUGUUCUCUCUAUUUAGAAGGAAGCGGUUACAUAUUUUAGAAUACACUUGGUGUCUUUUGGCGCAGGGUGGUCAAAAUUUUGGGUGUACGUUUGUCCUCAAGUUUCAUAUGAUCCUUUCUGAUUAUUGCACGUGUCAUAAUUCUGCCUGAGCCUGUUCCUGUUCUUCUUUUUUUGCGCUAUUGCAUAUUGUAUGAACUUGUGGAUAUUUAUGCAGAUUUGUAGUCAAUGUUUAAUUUCGGUCAGAUGCUUGUACGUUGACUCCAGUAUAGCAGCCAUUAAACACCGCACUAAUAA
Molecule: messenger RNA, 6750 nt
Organism: Paramacrobiotus metropolitanus
Lineage: Eukaryota; Metazoa; Tardigrada; Eutardigrada; Parachela; Macrobiotidae
Product: myosin heavy chain, muscle-like
Exons: 19
Coding region: 245-6175 (1976 amino acids)
Cellular component (GO): myosin complex
Molecular function (GO): actin filament binding; cytoskeletal motor activity; ATP binding
Source: RefSeq, a predicted model, not a curated record